Molecule: messenger RNA, 3889 nt
Organism: Anguilla anguilla (European eel)
Lineage: Eukaryota; Metazoa; Chordata; Actinopteri; Anguilliformes; Anguillidae
Gene: gfra1b
Product: gdnf family receptor alpha 1b
Exons: 9
Coding region: 449-1834 (461 amino acids)
Biological process (GO): nervous system development
Cellular component (GO): signaling receptor complex; external side of plasma membrane
Molecular function (GO): signaling receptor activity
Source: RefSeq, a predicted model, not a curated record
GCCAUCUCAGUGUUCUCUUGGAGGAGCAUGCGGCGCGUCACCAACAGUUGCCGCUUGGUUGGCGUUAAAGCUGAAAUUCACUACAGUGGCUUGCGUCAGUGAAUGCUCAGAGCGCGUCUGAAAUCUUGGACAGUCGUAAUUCGGAGACCACUUGAGCGUUUGCUUUGUUUAUUUGGCUUUUUUAGCUCAUGUAAAUUUAGUAGCUCGUUUACGAUCUGUACGGGAUCUCGGGUGUCUCAGUUGCUCAGGGCUGGUCGAGGUGAUCUAAGAACCAGUUAAUUGUUUGAAAUCUCCCGAAUGCAUGUGGGGCACCCUGCUUUUAAACGGAGUCUCAAUGGAUUUGAAGUGGGACAAAGUGGAUCUAUCUGUGGAACUGAAAUUCUAAUCCCUUCCUGUCUUCAAAUAAACUGCUAUACAACACUUUCAAUUCCCACGGGCAGAAAACGCAAUGAUUAUCACAGCUUUAUACGUCAUGUUGUCCGUGUUGGAUGUGCUGCUGUCUGCCGAGGAGGGUGUGCUGGCUAGCAUGGGUCGGCUGGACUGCGUGAAAGCGAGCGAACAGUGUCUGAAGGAGACGGGCUGUAGCACAAAGUAUCGGACAAUGAGGCAAUGCGUGGCGGGGAAAGAGAGCAAUUUCACCAUGUUGGCGGGACCCGAAGCGCAGGACGAGUGCAGAAGCGCGAUGGAAGCCAUCAAACAGAGUCCGCUCUAUAACUGCAGAUGUAAACGGGGCAUGAAGAAAGAAAAGAACUGCUUGCGCAUUUACUGGAGUAUAUACCAGACGUUACUAGGAAAUGGCGUACUGGAGGAUUCUCCCUAUGAGCGAAUGAACAGUCGUCUCUCUGACAUUUUCCGGUUAGCUCCUAUAAUUUCAGGUGAGCCUGCCCUGACAAAGGAGAACAACUGCCUGAAUGCAGCCAAGGCUUGUAACCUGAACGACAUGUGUAAGAAGCACCGGUCUGCCUACAUCAGCCCUUGCACCAGCCGCAUCUCCACCGCCGAGGUCUGCAACAAGCGGAAGUGCCACAAGGCUUUGCGGCAAUUCUUUGACAAGGUCCCGCCCAAACACAGCUAUGGCAUGCUCUUCUGCUCCUGCCCGCCUUCUGACCAGUCUGCUUGCACCGAGCGCCGCCGCCAGACCAUCGUUCCUGUGUGCUCCUAUGAGGGCAAGGAGACGCCCAACUGCCUGUCCCUGCAGGCAUCCUGCAAGACCAACUACAUCUGCAGGUCACGUCUCGCAGAUUUUUUUGCCAACUGCCAGCCAGAGCCUCGUUCCCUGUCUGGCUGUCUGAAGGAGAAUUAUGCUGACUGCCUGCUGUCCUACUCCGGUCUCAUUGGUACAGUGAUGACUCCUAACUACCUUCGGUUUCCUUGGAUCAGUGUUUCGCCCUGGUGUGACUGCAGCAACAGUGGGAACAGAAAAGAGGAGUGUGAUAAGAUCAGCCAGUUCUUCACUGACAACUGCUGUCUGAGAAAUGCCAUCCAGGCAUUUGGCAAUGGCACUGAUGUAGGUGUGUGGCAGCCUGUGCCCCCGAUCCUUGCCCCUUCUACCAACUCCCCCCCUAAUAGAAACCGGUAUCCCAAUGCCCUGGAUGACUCCACCCACAACAACCACCUCCACCCAGCUGCUGGCUCCGUCUACCACUUCUGCAGCAGCCUACAGGCUCAGAGGUUGAAGUCUAAUGUGACAAUGGAAACACUGCUGUGCGUGGAUCCUCCAAUAGACGACCCCAGCUCCCCCAUCUCCCGGAACUCCUGGAAUCGUCCGGCUACGCUCAGUCAAAGGGUGCUACUGCUCGCGCUCCAAUCUGCAAUCUCUAUGGAGCUGUUGUAGCCACUGGAAGAAGAGCUACCCUUUCUCCUGUCUCCUUGUGGUGUAGUUUUAAGUUUGCGUGAUGGUUUUUGAACUGUAUAUUUACAAGGAAGUAUGGAGGCAACACAGAAACAGUAUGUCAAAGGUUUAGCGCAAAUCGCGUUAUAACUAAACAUUUGCUAUAUCUAAGUGCACCGUGAGGAAAGGCUCAGUAUUUUGGCAACCAGCAUAUUAGCGUUUGAGGGGGAAUAAUUUGAAGUUUUCACAGUGUGCUUAUGUGAAGGGGUGGGGGGGCUGGUGCCAAAAACAGAUUAUAAUUGAGUUAAUUGUCACUCAUUAUUAGCAGGGCAUUGUGGGUGGUGUAUCUUCGUUAUUGUGUUAGAAAAUGUGUCUGGUCUAUGUGAGGUAAAGUUUUUUAUAUUUUCUGGUGAGAUGACAGGGACGAGUAAUGAUGCCACUGGGGGCUGCAGGGUUCCACGCAGAGUCAAGCCCUCCCAUUUUAGCAUUCGCUGGCGCUGUUGAAAAACACACAUGCCCUAUUGUGAGGAUCCGUUUUCUCACCAACACCCUACAUAUCAAUCGCUAUUUUUACACAUCUCACAGAAAACAAAACAGAUUUGACCAUGUAAUUCUUUUCAGUUCAGUUUGAAUAUUACACUGAAUUAUCCAUAACAUUGGGGAUAUUCAAAACAACUGACAAUUAUAUGCUAUAUUUGAUUUUGAAGAUAUCAAGUCACAUAUUACCAAUCAGUCUAUUGAAGGUGACCCAUCUUGUCUAAUUGUACAUGGACAUCCAAUCACACAGUCAUCCAACAAUAUUAUGGUAUUAUACCUACUCAACUACUUAAAUGACAUUCACAAACGCUAACAUGCACUCAAACCAAAUUUUGUGUGCAAUAAUUAUUCAGAAUACGGCUAAUUAAAAAGCACGCUAUUUUAGGACGAGGGGACCAGAAUAAAUACAGUGAGCACCAUAAUUAAUGCUGAGUCUGCACUUCAACCUCAUUAUAGCCUUUCAAACUCAACGUGCUAGAGUACAGUACGACAAUAACCAAAAAUAUGUCACUGUCCAAUGAAAUAUGGUGCUCACUGUAUGUGAAAUAUGCCUUUACAUGAUAAGUUCAUCCUAUCAUCUGAUCUGUUUAAACAGUGUUCUUUCUACAGUAUCCCAGUACAUUCACAAUGGAAAUAGUUUUACAUACUUAAUCACUGGAUGCAAGGGUCUGAGCAAACCGUCAUUUGUGUCCAGUUGAUAUGAAAGUGUAAUUCAUCUCAGUAAUGUAGAUAUGAAGUGAGUGUGGAUAAUGUGACAUUCCUGUCCUGUACUGAAUGCAGCCUUUAAACAAGGGAUCCCAUCACUCCACACGUUUCACAAGCCAUCGCUGACCCCCAUAUGCAGUAACGUACCCGCUGAACCUUUCUCAUUGCAUAUAAUUGGAUGUUUGUAAUGUGGUUUAGUGUAAAAACUUGCAUAUACAGGGCUGUAUAUGAUAUAGGAAUGCAAUGAAUUAAAAAUGGUGUAAGGACAUCUGAAUACAAGUAGACACAAGUACACAGCAGAGACCAUUGGGUUGUUUUUAUGGUAAAUACUAGUCUGUGUAAAUCCUGGGACAUUUUUUCAUGUAUCAACAGUAUAUUCAAUACAGGUUUACAGUCAGUGGGCCAUUCUGCUAUUUAAACCAAUUCCAAAAUCUGUUCGAAAAUUCUAUCAAAAAAAAUACUGUAGUAAAUCUCUGCCAUUGCCUGAUCAUUGUUUGAGAAAUAUUCAUUAUAGCCAUUCCAAUAUCCCUUGAAUAAAAUCCAAACUAGACAGACCAGUGGCCAGGAAACGGGAUGCAAUUACCAGGCAAAUGAAGGCUAGUGGCAUGGGGGUCAGUAACUCCAACCCCAUUCAAUCUAAAAAAAUAAAACAAUUUUAUUUUUGUAAUACUCUUGUCUAUGUGACAAGAGUCAACUGGUUUUAAAAUAUGAAAGAAAACAAGAAAACAAGUUCAUAUUUCAUUUUGGCUACAUCACUUCUUAGCUUGCGAAAAUGUGCCAUCUAUUAGAAAAAGUCAUUAAAAAUGUUGAUCCAAA